GCGAAACACUGCAGUAGCAUCAUUAUUGACAUAAGGAUAAACCGUAAACAAGUCAAAACACCACAUCUUCCAAAGGAGUGGAGUUCCCAAGGACAACAGGAGUACAGGAAGCGGCAAUAAAUCUCUUUGAAGAUGGAGCGACGAGGACGCAUACCGGUGGCGAAGUUCCGUACCCAAGAGGCCAAGACACGCAGUCGCAGUCGCGUGAGGGAGCCAGACUAUAAUGAGCAAGACCCGGAGCACGAUAUGUUCACUCUGUUGGAGGAUAACAUUGCACUCAGGGAGGAGAACAAGGCUCUGAAGCUGGAGAUCGAAACACAUAAAACCACACAGGAGGAACAGCAGUCUCAGCACGACAAAAUGUGUGGGGCCCUAGAGUCACUGCAGCAGCAGCAGACCAAUUUCGAGGCUCAAAUCAAGGAGCUCAGUUCAAAGUUUAACAAGGCUCUCAAUGAAAGAAAUGCUCUGGACAAGCUGCACAAAAUGAAGGUCGACCAGAUCCACAAUCUCACAAGCGAGCUGGAACAUAUUCGGGAAAAGCAGCAGGAUCAGACCCCUCAACUUGGUCCCCGUCCAGUUUUUGGAUCCGUGGAACUUAAGCGAAAGCUUUUCAAGAUCCUGCAGUCGGGCAGUGCAGACAGCGCGGACAGUAUCACCACUCAAGAGCUCGACAGUCUGGUUGAUGUCAAUUCGGAAGGUGUACCCAUCACUAGUGGUCUUGUAGAACGUCUGGCUGAUGAGUUUUUGACUCUCAAAAAUACCACCAAUGCCGUGGAGCUCCAGUUGUACGAGGCCAAUGAAAAGAUGGCUGAGUUGUUGGAGCAGCAACACGCAAUGGAGGAGGAAAAUGAAGCUCUGCGUACUGAGAACACUAACUUGACCAAAGUAGCCAAGUUGCUGACGGAGAACAUGAAGGAGAGUGUGGAAACUAGCCAAAAAAUGGAAGCGGCUCUGAUCAAGUUAAAGCAGCGAAAUGAUGAGCUUACAGCGCAAACACGCGACUUGACGGAUGGACAGCCGGGAUCAAGAACUAGUACCUCAUCUAGCGUGCUAAACGAACAGGUGGAGUUCGAGCAGAUCCAGGACCAGGUGCAGCUGCAGGCCAGGGAGCACAACGAGCGCAUCGUAGAAAUGCAAAAUCUAAUGGAUGCGGCAAUAGCCAAAACUACUAACGAUGAACUAAAAAAAUUACAACUUAAGUUGGAGAUACUAGAGGAACAGCUGCGCGAGGCAGUGAUGCGGGCUGAUCAUGCCGAGGAGCAAUUGGCGCGCUACCAGCAGUCCGAGCAAAAGUCACUGGCUGCUCCGCCACCACCUCCUCCUCCACCGCCACCACCUCCAAUGCCGGGAAAACUUUUUCCUCCCGCAGGAUUGGUGGCAUCUGGCGGUGGCAGUAGCUUGAGUGACCACAUUGCCGGACAUAGCUUGCGCAAGGGCAGCGGCGACAAGAUCAUCGACAAUGUGAAGCAUCAGGUACAGGCCGAGGCAGCAACAGGUCUUGACGCUCUAAUGCGUGAGUUCAAGUCGGGAGGCGUGACCCUGCGGAGACGCAAUCGCCGAAAGACGGGCACCAGCGAGGCCCUCAAGGAGAUGUUCCAAGUACUAGAGAUAAGUCAGAAGCAGAAUCGCAAUUCCAAAAUAUGCGUGGACCUGCAUUCGACCCGUGGAGUUGAUAUUUAAUAACCGUUCCUGCCACAAAUUUCUCACCCACUCUCUUACACUUUGGUCUCAAAUCUCAGGACCCAGCUGUCCCUGAACAACGAACAUUCCGUGCAUUUUCAAACCGUAUUAUUGUGUGCCUUUUCAAGGAUGAAACUGAAGCCAUUUUACAAUUUACUAAACAUAAGACCCUCUUUCAUGGUGGAUCUGCUUUAUACAAAGCUUAUUUAUCCAACAUAUUAUUUACUUGACAAUAUUAAUUUAUAACAAACUUUGACCCGGCCUGAUCAAUGUGUUCAUUUCAACAGGUUUCUCGUUUUACUAACAAACCCUCAAAAAAUUAUCUUGAAUAAAUGUUUUUAACCAAAUAAAUUAAAAGGUUUAUCCCAUA
This is a messenger RNA of Drosophila eugracilis, 2050 nucleotides long. RefSeq names its product shootin-1. NCBI's taxonomy places the organism in Eukaryota, Metazoa, Arthropoda, Insecta, Diptera, Drosophilidae. The record is from RefSeq and is a predicted model, not a curated record. Bases 133 to 1680 code for a protein of 515 amino acids. The transcript has 8 exons.